CUGCCUCGGGGAUUGCAGGCCCACAUUGCCCGGGCCCAGGACGUAGCCCGGGAAUUGGCGCCUUACCACAAUGUUGAUCCGGAACGGGCAGCCCUGGGUAUUCUGGCCCACGACGUGGCUCGGGCCAUGAAGGGGCCGGAGUUGAUCGAGCAGGCCAACAGAUUCUGCCUGCCCAUCAGGCCAGUCGAAGAACAAGUACCACUGUUGUUGCACGGGCCGGUGGGCGCGGAAAUUCUGCGGGUUGAGGACGGACUGGCGGCCACCGCCGGUGAGUAUGAUAUCUACAAGGCCGUCUACUGGCAUACUACCUUCAACCCCGCUUUGGUGGACGCCAUGGGAAUGGUGGUAUCUGGCGACCAGCGAUAUCCCCAUAAACGGAAGCGAGCCCUGCCAACCGGAAGUAAAGUAAUGGAGUGGCGCGUGUGGGGACGGUGGUUGUGGAGAUCGAUGUGCUUAUGUUUGGUGUCCUAG
Messenger RNA from Geodia barretti, 471 nucleotides. The record is from the annotation of a GenBank genome assembly. NCBI's taxonomy places the organism in Eukaryota, Metazoa, Porifera, Demospongiae, Tetractinellida, Geodiidae.